AAAAAAGGGGGCUAGGUUUAAUAUAAAUAGAAAUAAGAAGCAGUUAAUGGUUGUGAAGAGAGGCAAGCGAACAAAUCUCAGAGAUAGUUGUUAAUUAGAUAAAAGAGAGAUCAGCGAACAUGAGAAGAUCUCUUUGUGGUGAUGACUCUGGUCUCAAGAAAGGUCCUUGGACUCCUGAAGAAGAUGAGAAACUUGUCAACUAUGUCCAAAAACAUGGCCAUAGUAGCUGGACAGCUCUUCCCAAGCGUGCUGGUCUUAACAGGUGUGGGAAGAGUUGCAGGCUAAGAUGGACUAACUACUUGAGACCUGACAUCAAGCGAGGGAGAUUCUCUCCGGAGGAGGAACAGACUAUUUUGAACCUUCAUGCAGUUCUUGGAAACAAGUGGUCAACGAUUGCAAACAACUUACCAGGGAGAACAGACAACGAGAUCAAGAAUUUCUGGAACACCCAUUUGAAGAAAAAGAUGAUUCAGAUGGGAAUUGACCCAAUGACUCAUCGUCCAAGACCUGAUGUCUUCUCCAGCUUAUCUCAUCUUGUGUCUAUGUCCUCUAACCUUAGAGAUUUUGUUGAUAUGCAGCUACAGUUUCAAACUGAUCAAGAGCAAACUAUACUGAAGCUCCAAACCGAGAUGGCAAAACUUAAAUUGUUACAAUACCUUCUUCAACCACCUUCCAUGAAUAACAACAUUAACCCUAAUGACCUUGACACUCUCAGUCUCCUCAACUCUAUUGCCUCCUUCAAAGAAACUAAUACCACCAGCAAUAAUCUCGACCAUGGUUCCUAUCUUCAGUACUUCAACAGCGUACCAUCCCUAACCGGACCAUCAUCAGUUUUCCCCCAAGAUCUUGAGGACAAUCACUUUAAAUUCUUCACUCAAAGAGAGAACCUGCCAAUAUCUCCAGUCUGGCUCUCGGAUCCCUCCAGCUCAAAUCAGAGUUUGGUACCUUCUCUUGAUCCUUCAUCUGCUGUGAGUGAUGAUGAUCUUAUUAGAAACCGAUACAUUAUUGAAGAUGUCAAUAGCAAUCUCAUGACCUCUUCAAUUCGUCAAGAGUCAGGAGCUUCAGCUUCAGCUGUAUGGCCUGAUCAUCUACUGGAUGAUUCCAUAUUUUCCAACAUUGUUUAGCCUUCGUUCUUUUUCAGGUAUGUUUUGGAGGAACUCAAAAAUCAAAUUUGUUUGAGAAUGUAUUUGCGUAUCUAUAUGUAUUGUAGACACAUCAUAUAUGUGUGUUCAUUUUGUGGAUUGUAAAGUACAGUACAUGUUUCAUAACUCAUAUGCCUGCUGUUAUCAA
Raphanus sativus (radish) is the source of this 1290-nucleotide messenger RNA. RefSeq names its product transcription factor MYB92-like. Lineage: Eukaryota; Viridiplantae; Streptophyta; Magnoliopsida; Brassicales; Brassicaceae. The record is from RefSeq and is a predicted model, not a curated record. The transcript is spliced from 3 exons. Bases 120 to 1124 code for a protein of 334 amino acids.